UGACAAGACGAUGAGAGGUGGUAACGAGUUAGAGAAGUUCAAUCACAUCUUCAAUCAAGUAGAGGAGAGUACAAUGGGAAGCCAGUUGGGCGAAGAGAAGGAGCCAGAAGAGCAACCGGUAGGAGCAAAAGCGCACGCACGAAGACGUCGGGGAAAGAAGGCGAAGGGGAAGAAGAAAGUUGACGGAGCUACUCCUACAAAUACUGAAAUUAGCAAAGUAGAUCACGCUUCUGGUUCAUCUGGCUGGCCCGUCAAAGUUUCCUUGACAGAAGAAAGA
This is a messenger RNA of Amoebophrya sp. A25, 277 nucleotides long. NCBI's taxonomy places the organism in Eukaryota, Dinophyceae, Syndiniales, Amoebophryaceae. The record is from the annotation of a GenBank genome assembly.